AGAGAGAGAGAGAGAGAGAGAGAGAGGAGAGAGGAGAGGGUGAGGGAGUGUGCACACAUGUGGAGCAGGGAGGGUGUCUGUGGUGGGCUGUAGUCAUACUACGUGGUUACAACCACGCGCCCCUCAGGAGCUUAAGGUAGAGCUGAGCGUCCCAGACGCCUCGGUGCCACCCACCGGGUGAGACCAUCCGGAUCAGCCCAGUACGCCCUCCGGGCGAACGGUCCCCGCGAUGGCCCACGGUCCUCCGUCGCCUGGUUGAACCCCCUGCCUCCCGGUUGACCCCCACUCCUCGUAGUCCAUCAUGAAAUAAACUCAAAGACCCACCACGCCUCCAGCCUCCACCUCCACCCGCGAGCCGCCACCGCUGCCGCCCGCGCACACAUACUCACACAAACCCAAUGGUCCUCUGCGAGCGGUCCUUCGUUGCACAGUGGCGCACGUUUUCUUUCGGGUCUCGGUGGGGCAGCCAUGGCCAGCGAGGCCCAGAAGGCUGCCUGGCGAAAAUACGAGCAGGAGAAGCGUCUGCCGCGCAAAGACAAUCGCGAUCGCGGCAAACGCGACCGCACUCGCGAUCAGCAGGCCCGGCGUUCGCACAAAAAGGCGGCUGCCAUCCUAGCCGCCAUCGCACAAGAGGGGCCACUGAUUUCCAUGGCCCGCAGCGAGGCCCAGAAGGCUGCCGAGCGCAACUACGAGAAGAAGCGUGGACCACGCAAACGCAUAGACAAGCGUAAGCGUGGCAAACGCGACCGCACAAGCGAGCAGCGGGACCGGCGCGCGCGCAAAAAGGCGGCCGCCAUCGCCGAGCGGGCACAAGAGGCAGCGGAAGAUGCUGCGACCGCGGCCGCCGCCGUCGACAAUGAGGCGGCGCCGGCCUCCGACUCGGCGGCCCCCGCGCUCGACGUCCAGGACGCGGCGCUCGAGAUGUAGUUAGAGCCCGUAUUACGGCUUUAU
This is a messenger RNA of Emiliania huxleyi CCMP1516, 951 nucleotides long. RefSeq lists its product as hypothetical. The record is from RefSeq and is a predicted model, not a curated record. The transcript is spliced from 2 exons. Lineage: Eukaryota; Haptophyta; Isochrysidales; Noelaerhabdaceae. Bases 469 to 927 code for a protein of 152 amino acids.